AUGGCCCAGCUCAAGAAAGCUCCGUCCGUCGUCUUCGCAUCGCCAGAUGCGUCCGAGGUCAAGCCUGGCCACGGCGCCACGUAUCGCGUCGGCCCGUUCCCGAUCUGCCCCGUCCAGACGCUCAUGCAGAACCUCCAGCAGACCGUGCGCAAGCACCCGAAAGGCAAGUUCAUUGGCCACCGCCCGAUCGACUGCCGCGGCAACGCGGGGCCGUACCUCUGGCUCAGCUACGAGCAGGUAAUGCGUACACGCGCAUCCAGCACCGGUCUCGAGAACCAAAAGAUGCUCGAGCCGACGGCCGACGGCCUCCGCAUGCUGUGCAUCUACAUGAAGAACCGCCCGGAGUGGACGCUCGCGCAGUACGCCACAUACUACGCCGGCGGCAUGGUCACGCCGCUCUACGACUCGCUCGGCGCGUCCGCGACGUCGUUCAUCUUGCAGCAGACGCACGCGUCGACGGUCAUUUGCACGAAAGACGAGCUCAAGCACCUUUUGACGGCCAAGGAGAGUGUCUCGACGCUGCACCACGUGAUCCUCUGCGACGUGCGCGUCACGACCGAGGAGGACUUCAACCUCGCGGCCAGCGUCGGGCUCCGGCUCUGGAGCAUGACGGAAGUCGAGAUGCUCGGCGAGCGCUACCCGAUGGAGCCGUCGCCGGCCGCGGGCCACGACCUCGCGAUCCUCAUGUACACGAGCGGCACGACGGGCGAGCCGAAAGGCGUGCAGCUCACGCACCAGAAUCUGCUCAUCGCGGCGCUCGGCGUCGAGGAGCGGCUCAAGCAGGGCAAGGCUGUCGAGGUGUUUGAGAAGAAGCCGAUCUACCUCUCGUACAUGCCGCUGCCGCACGUGAUGGAGCAGCUCGCGCACCUCGUCGUCAUUAGCCACCACGGCUGCAUCGGUUUUUACCAGGGCAACACGCUCAAGCUCCCGGACGACCUCAAGAGCCUCCGGCCCACCAUCUUCAUGACGGUGCCCCGCCUGCUCAACAAGAUGUACGACAAGAUCGUGGGCAUGGCGUCGUCGGCGGGCGGGCUCAAGACGUGGGUCUUCCAGACCGCGCUCAACGCCAAGCUCCACAACCUCCAGAAAGGCAAGACCAACCACGCGCUCUUUGACAAAUCCGUGUUUGACAAGAUCAAGGCCAAAUUGGGUCUCGAUCGGUGCGGGGUCGUGCUCACGGGCUCGGCGCCGCUCUCGGACGACGUGCUCUACUUCUUCCGCGUCCUGCUCAACUGCCCUGUCUUUGAGGGCUACGGCCAGAGCGAGUGCACCGGCGGGUCCUGCUGCACGGACAUCAACGACCUCAGCGCCGGCACGGUCGGCGCGCCGCUCGUCUCGAACGAGAUCAAGCUCGUGUCGGUGCCAGACAUGGGCUACAACGUCACCGACAAGUUCCACGGCGACGACGAGGCGACGCGCAUGCGCGUGAACGGCCGCGGUGAGAUCUGCUACCGCGGCCCGAUCGUCUUUUCCGGGUACUUUAAAGCGCCGGAGAAGACGGCCGAGGUGCUCGACGAGGACGGCUGGCUCCACUCGGGCGAUAUUGGCGUCUGGACGCUCGAUGGCCGCCUCAAGAUUGUCGACCGCAAGAAAAACAUCUUCAAGCUCUCGCAGGGCGAGUACGUGGCCCCCGAGAAGAUUGAAAACAUCAUCAAGGGCAGCGUGUACGUCGCCCAGCCGUUUGUGUAUGGCGACUCGCUCCACUCGAUGCUGGUCGGUAUCAUUGUGCCCGAAGAAGCCGAGCUCCGGCGUCUUGGCGACUCGUUUGGCAUCGCUGGCAGCUUCCCAGAGCUCUGCAAGCACCCCAAGAUCAUCGCGGCGGUCCAGGCCGAUAUCAUUGCGGUGGGGAAGAAGGGUCUCCUCAACGGCUUUGAGACGGUGCGCUCGAUCCUCCUGCACCCGGACCCGUUCACGAUCGAGAACGACCUCAUGACGCCGACGUUCAAGCUCAAGCGCAACGACGUCAAGAAGGCCUUUAUGAAGGAGAUCGACGCGCUCUACGAGAAGAGCGGCGACGUCGUCGCGGGCAAGAACGUCAAGCAGCACUAA
This is a messenger RNA of Saprolegnia parasitica CBS 223.65, 2049 nucleotides long. RefSeq lists its product as hypothetical. The record is from RefSeq and is a predicted model, not a curated record. The transcript is spliced from 4 exons. NCBI's taxonomy places the organism in Eukaryota, Oomycota, Saprolegniomycetes, Saprolegniales, Saprolegniaceae. Gene Ontology annotation, molecular function: long-chain fatty acid-CoA ligase activity. Gene Ontology annotation, cellular component: endoplasmic reticulum; membrane. Bases 1 to 2049 code for a protein of 682 amino acids.